AUGACCUCCACGUCCGGCCGCCUGAAGGGGCGGAUCGCUGUGGUAACAGGAAGCAGUUCAGGAUUGGGUCAAGCCAUAUGCCUUGCAUUCGCGUCCGAGGGAGCCACGAUUUUCUGCAUCGACCUGUACCCGAACCCACGCAACCCUAUCAACCCGACGACCCAACGCGCCGAUGACUUCCACAACCGCGUGUCGCACCAGCCAGGCACCCACGAGCGUAUCCGACAGAUGGGCGGCGAGGCGAUGUACCAUAAAGCAGACAUCACGAAACCACGGGAAGUCGAGUUGGCCAUCCGGGCAUGCGUGCAGCGGUACAAGAGAGUAGAUAUCAUGGUGAACAACGCGGGCAUUAGCGUCGAGAGCACACACGUGCGGCCCUUGCGAUGCCACGAGACGAGCGAGGAAGACUACGACAAGACCAUGGCCAUCAACACGAAGGGCAUGUUUCUGGGGUGCAAGUACGCCCUGAAACAAAUGCUCGACGGCCAGGAGAAAGUGUAUGGCUCGCGAGGCUGGAUCGUCAACACGGCCAGCGUCCAGGGUCUGGUGCCGUACUAUGGCACGCCGAGUUACUGUGCGAGUAAAGGCGCGGCCGUCAUGUUGACCAAACAGAUCGCCCUGGAUUAUGCAAAGGAUAAGAUCCACUGUAAUGCGCUUUGCCCAGGGUUUCUGGAGACGAGCAUGACGCAGAAUCUGCAGGGCCAAACGGAGGUGCUGGAGGAGAUCCAACGGAAGCAUCCCUUUGGUGGCGUCUUGGGGAGGGUGGAGGAUGUCGCGAGGGCGGCUGUAUUUCUGGCGAGCGACGAUUCUGCUUGGAUCACUGGUGUGCCGUUGCCUGUCGACGGAGCGUAUAUGCUGAGAUGA
Molecule: messenger RNA, 864 nt
Organism: Exophiala viscosa
Lineage: Eukaryota; Fungi; Ascomycota; Eurotiomycetes; Chaetothyriales; Herpotrichiellaceae
Exons: 1
Coding region: 1-864 (287 amino acids)
Molecular function (GO): oxidoreductase activity
Source: RefSeq, a predicted model, not a curated record